Molecule: messenger RNA, 360 nt
Organism: Hyaloperonospora brassicae
Lineage: Eukaryota; Oomycota; Peronosporomycetes; Peronosporales; Peronosporaceae
Source: the annotation of a GenBank genome assembly
AUGAGUCUUUACGAGUCGCCCGUGACGUCGCAUGUCCUCGAUACGUCGCUCGGUAUUCCAGCUGCUAAUGUGCGCGUGAGGCUGCAACAUCUCCGUGACAACGUUUGGGUCCAUGUCCACCAGGGGCGAACCAACGCCGACGGACGCGUGGCGAGUUAUCUUGUCCCGGAAGCUGUGGUCUUUGAGGCAGGUACCUAUCGCAUAGUGUUUGACACUGGUCGCUACUUUGAGGCCAAUGGCGUCACAGAGUUCCUCUACCCCGAAGUGACCGUCACGUUCGAAGUGGAAGACCCGACUCGACACUAUCACAUACCGUUGCUACUCAAUCCCUUUGGGUACUCGACGUAUCGAGGGAGUUGA